CCGCCCCGCUCCGCAGAACCCAGCAGGAAGGAGGGCGCGAGCGGCGAGCGCGGGCGGUGGGAGCGGAAAAAGCGCCCGCGCGGGGGAACGAAAAGAAGGAAAGAAAGAAAGAAAACGAGCGCGAGAGGGAGCAAAGCGAGCGAUUGAGCGAGCGCGCGCGCGCGAAAACUCCCGGCAGGUGUGAUAAUGGCAUUGUGAUUAUGUAGGAGAAUGCCCUUAUUCUUGGGAGAUGCAAGCUGAAGAGUUUAGAGUUAAAAUCUCAUAUCUAUAACUUCAAAAGAUGGAUUUCCAGCAACAGACCGGUUUUUUCCCUUACUGCUCUAGCUUCAACGUUCACUGUUGAAAGAAAAGGUUGUUGAAGAAAAGAAUUGUCAGAAAUUGGAAAUAUCCAGCACUUUCAUUUGGACCCUUGGAUGCCCAUUAAAUAGAUGCUUGAGACCUGCAAGUAACCUUCAUAUCAUAGCAGAACCAUAAGGCUUGUCCUUUGUGUGGGGAGGAGAUAAUCCAUGUGCUGUGGAAAUGAACGGGGAGCAGCAUCUUGAUGCAGAUGCUGGAUCUGGUGUGGAAGAAGUGGAAUUAAGCUGGGAAGAUUAUCUAGAAGAGACAGGGUCCAUAGCAGUUCCCUAUGGGUCUUUUAAACAUGUGGACACACGUUUACAAAAUGGAUUUGCUCCUGGGAUGAAACUGGAGGUGGUUGUGAAAACAGAUCCUGAAACCUACUGGGUUGCCACCAUCAUUACCACCUGUGAGCAGUUGCUCCUUCUCCGCUACGAUGGCUAUGGGGAGGACCGGAGAGCGGACUUCUGGUGUGACAUCAGGAAGGCUGACCUCUACCCUAUUGGGUGGUGUGAGCAGAAUAAGAAAACCCUCGAAGCCCCAGAAGGCAUCAGAGAUAAAAGGUCUAAUUGGGCUGAGUUUCUGCAGCAGACCCUGAUGGGAGCUUGUAGUCCUCCUAUUCCGCUGCUAGAGGGCCUUCGUAAUGGGAGGAAUCCUUUAGAUCUCAUUGCUCCGGGAUCCAGGCUAGAAUGUCAAGCUUUCCAGGACUCUUUAAGCACUUGGAUUGUUACUGUAGAAGAGAACGUUGGGGGAAGGCUGAAGCUGCGUUAUGAAGGACUUGAAAGUUCUGACAGUUUUGACCAUUGGUUGUAUUACUUGGAUCCAUUUCUUCAUCAUGUUGGUUGGGCUGCUCAACAGGGAUAUGAGCUUCAGCCCCCAUUAGUCAUCAGACAUCUGAAACAUGAAGCUGAGUGGCAAGAGAUCUUGGCCAAAGUGAAAGAGGAGGAGGAAGAGCCAUUACCAUCUUACUUAUUUAAGGACAAACAGGUGAUCAGCACUCAUUCAUUCUCUGUAAAUAUGAAAUUGGAAGCUGUGGACCCCUGGUCUCCUUUUGGGAUUUCUCCAGCUACAGUUGUUAAGGUCUUCGAUGAGAAGUACUUUCUAGUGGAAAUGGAUGAUUUGCGACCAGAGAAUCAUGCACGACGAUCUUUUGUGUGUCAUGUCGACAGUCCUGGUAUUUUCCCCGUGCAGUGGAGUCUGAAGAAUGGUUUACACAUCAGCCCCCCUCCUGGCUACCCGGGCCAGGACUUUGAUUGGGCCGACUACCUCAAACAGUGUGGUGCUGAAGCUGCUCCCCAGAGGUGCUUCCGCCCGUCAGUUUUUGAGCAUGAAUUUAAGGAGCACAUGAAGCUUGAGGCAGUGAACCCUCUUCUCCCUGAAGAAGUGUGUGUUGCCACCAUUACUGCAGUGAGAGGCUCCUACCUGUGGCUCCAGCUGGAGGGUUCUAAGAAGCCCAUACCUGAGUAUAUUGUGAGUGUUGAAUCCAUGGAUAUAUUUCCUUUGGGCUGGUGUGAAACCAAUGGCUAUCCCCUCAGCACUCCUCGCCGAGCACGAGUGCACAAACAGAGGAAAAUUGCAGUGGUUCAACCAGAAAAACAAAUACCAUCUUCAAGGACUGUCCACGAGGGCGUGAAGAAUCAGGAGCUGAACUCCACAGACUCAGUUAUGAUUAAUGGAAAAUAUUGCUGUCCAAAGAUAUACUUCAACCACCGUUGCUUCUCAGGGCCGUAUCUUAACAAAGGAAGAAUUGCUGAGCUGCCUCAGUGUGUAGGACCUGGGAAUUGUGUCCUGGUCCUUAGAGAGGUCCUCACUUUACUUAUCAAUGCAGCCUAUAAACCCAGCCGUGUCCUUCGGGAGCUGCAGCUGGACAAAGACUCUGUGUGGCACGGAUGUGGAGAAGUCCUAAAAGCCAAAUACAAAGGGAAGAGUUACCGGGCUACUGUUGAGAUAGUGAAAACAGCAGAUCGGGUGACUGAAUUCUGCCGGCAAACCUGUAUCAAACUGGAGUGCUGUCCUAAUCUCUUUGGUCCACGGAUGGUUCUGGAUAAGUGUUCUGAAAACUGCUCUGUACUUACAAAGACCAAAUAUACACACUAUUAUGGAAAGAAGAAAAAUAAAAGAAUUGGGAGGCCACCUGGUGGGCAUAGUAACUUAGCAUGUGCCCUGAAAAAAGCCAGUAAGAGGAGAAAGAGGCGGAAAAAUGUUUUUGUUCAUAAGAAGAAACGCUCCUCUGCAUCUGUUGAUAAUACCCCAGCGGGCUCUCCCCAGGGAAGUGGGGGUGAAGAUGAAGAUGACCCAGAUGAAGGAGAUGAUGAUUCCCUAAGUGAGGACAGUACAUCUGAGCAGCAGGACGAGCUACAGGAAGAGUCAGAAAUGUCAGAAAAAAAGUCUUGCUCCUCCUCACCCACCCAAAGCGAGAUAUCCACGUCGCUGCCUCCAGACAGACAAAGGAGAAAAAGAGAGCUUCACACUUUUUCAUUUUCUGAUGAUGAGAAUAAACCUCCUUCACCAAAGGAAAUAAAGAUUGAAGUUGCUGAAAGGCUUCGCCUGGACAGUAACCCCCUGAAGUGGAGUGUGGCAGAGGUUGUGCGGUUCAUCAGAUCCACCGACUGUGCUCCAUUAGCAAGAAUAUUCCUAGACCAGGAAAUUGAUGGGCAGGCCCUGUUGCUCCUUACCCUUCCCACCGUUCAAGAGUGCAUGGACUUAAAAUUAGGCCCUGCCAUCAAACUUUGUCAUCACAUAGAGAGGAUCAAGUUUGCUUUUUAUGAGCAGUUUGCCAACUGAGAAGGACAACCAAAGUGAGCUGUAUCUUUGAAGCACAAAUGCAGCAAAUCCUUUGCCAUGCUCUACAAAUGGAGCUGAAAUGGUCCUGGGGCUCUGGGCCCUGCAGGUGUCGGCUUGCUCUCUUUGCACUUUCAGGGAAGGAGGACCCAUACUGAGGAAGCAAAAACUGCACAGAAGUGGCUCUCCUGCAGUGGAAAUGUGGGCAUCUCUUGUUCAGCAGAUUGCAGUUAUUAAAAAAUAAAGGUUGUGAAGAAAAGAUUCAUAUAAGAAGAAUAAGCAUUUCCAGUGGUGUGGCCUGAAAACGAAGAAUAAUCUAGGUUGCUGGCAAGCAUCCUUUUGGUUGUUUUCUUUUUGUUCUGUUCCUUCCCAUUGUAGAUUGAACUUUGUUCUCUGCUUUCUCUUUCUUGGAAAGAGAGGACAUAGCUUUAAGUCAGCACUGAUUUGGGACUAUGCCUAAGGCACAUCAGUGCUUCAUUGUCAUUGUGUUUUAAAAAUUUUUUAAAUUAAAACAGUUCGUUUUGGGGAUGAUUAUGUGACUCUAGGGUUUUGAAUGUACAGUCACACUUUGAUCCAUUUUAAAAUCUAUUCUUAGGAGUUCCUUUGUUUACUACCUCUGUUGAUAAUUGAGCUUACAGCCAUGUAUGAGGGUUUUUGUAUGAUGCCAUUUUUAAGCUACAUGAACACUAAAACUAUGACAGAAGUUGGAGGAAAAAAAACACUGUUUGCUUUCUUAAAAACAUUAUGUGAGCACUGACACCAGUUCCUUAACUGACCUGAUCUAAGAACUCUACUGUCAUUGUUUUCCAUCUUGGCCCAGCUUGGGCUCUCUGCUCUAAGUAGUAUCUCAAAGAUUGUUGGUAUUUCAGUUUAAUUGCUCUCUCCCCAUUAGUUUUCAGAGGGACUUCAGUGGCUUUUAUUUUGUGUUUACCUUUCUGUACAGUUGUUUGUCUGUUGCAUUUCUAGAUUCCUCACUUUGGGUAAAAAUCUGUAGGUGUUCCUUGGACCCACAGUAAAGCCCAUUUCCCUUUUUUCUCAGUGUCUCCAGGCAGAUAGUGUAGAAGCACAACAGAGAAAAGUGUUUGAGGAGUGCUGCAGAGCUUGGAGUUUCUGUAAUAGUGUGUCCUCAGUGGUGAAUGAAGAUUGAGAGGUAGUUAAAGAUUCUGGAAACCUCUUUGCCUAGUCACGUUUACACUUUUCUUUGGUUAAACCUUUAAACUGAGUGUAAUCUACAGUCUGAGGAUUCCUACCAAUAACUUGGUUUUCCUUUAGGUGUGUCUUUUGACCCAGCUGAAGCUGACAUGAAACUGCAGGUGAUUUUCACCUAUGAUUGCACGGCUAACUGUUGUAGAAUAGUAGCAUUUGCUGUACUGUUCCAGCCAGGAGGAAUGAGGAAAGACACAUACAUAGAUUGCUUCCUUUAAAUGAUUUGCUUUGCUGAGUGUAUUUUUCUUAAUUAUCCUAGCCACCUGAAAAUUUAUAACCUAAUCAUUCUUCUUCAAGAUUUGAAAAUGUUUUAAAAUUACAAACUGGGUAAAUUCUAAACAACCAUACAAAUACAAAUAUAAGGUAAUAUUAUUACAAAUUUAAACUGAUUGUGAUUUUUUUCCUCCCCCCCUCCACCCCCAGUUGUUUUUAUGGACAUUGGCAAACAUUCUGUAGUCUGGGUCCUCUCUUCAUUGGGUAUAUAUGAACCACCUUAACUCAAGCCCUCAACCAAACCAUACAUUAAAACAUCAACUCUUUGCUUAGGUUACUAUCAGAUAUACCUGGAAAGAAGCUUCCUUUAAGUAAAAGUUAAUAUGUUUGAACUUAGAGAUCCAGUUUUUAAAAAUUUGAUGAAUUCUCUGCUCAUAGAAGCGUGUAUAAGAUGCUUGAGAACAAUUAGUAUUAAGUAGCUAGACUUUUGGGGGGGGUGCGGUAUGUCUUGCAUAAUAAAGUUUUCUGUGAGCUCAGCAGUGAAGGCACAGGCCAAGAGGGUUCCUUGAAGAAGACCAGUGGAGCCAAAAAAAAGCCUAGAAUUAAUUAACAUUGUUGUCUUAUUUAGGAAAAUGAGUUUUAUUUCCUAUAAGAGGGAAUUUGCCAAACGCAACAAUGAGUAUGUAGGGGCCGGCUCAGUGGCGCAGCGGUUAAAGUGCUAGUGAUCUGCUUCGGUGGCCCAGGGUUCGCAGGCCUGGAUCCCGGGUGCGCACCGAUGCACCGCUUGUCAAGUCUUACUGUGGCGGCAUCCCGUGUAAAGUAGAGGAAGAUAGGCACGGACGUUAGCCCAGGGCCAAUCUUCCUCAGCAAAAAGAGGAGGAUUGACAUCGGAUGUUAGCUCAGGGCUGAUCUUCCUCACAAAAACAAAACAAAACAAAACAGUAUAUUGUCUCUCUUUUGACUUCUCCAGAAACCAUAGAAUUUAGAACACCUCCCAUCACAGGUGAAGGGGGCAAAGCCCCUGAAAGGUGAAAGACAUGGCCCUAAGAAGUCUGAUCUGGAUAUAGGAGGGUCCCAACCAGCUUGUCUGUCCAUACCAUGAUUAUUCCAGCUCAGCUUUCUCCUAGAGAGAAGCUGACUUGAAAUAAACAAGUAAGUUGGGUUUCCCUUAAUAUUUCUUGCAUUCUCAUCCUAAGAUAUAGUUUAGUUUAUCAGGCAACUACAUUAAAGAAGAAUUGUAUAUCCCCAGCCCUACUCCCAGAUAUUACAUAAGAGAGGAUAAUUGGGAAUUUGGCACAGGGUAUUUUUUUUAAGUAUAAAAUUUAGACUCCAUUUGCCUCAUAAAGCUCCUGGGGCUGGGCUGGACAGUAGUGACAGUCUGAUUCUGAAACAGAUUUUAAGCCUGACAGUAGCUCACCAUGUUGAGGUAAAAUGUUUGUAUAUUGCACAUAGGUAGAUGAACUUUGUUUUUUAAAGGUACCAACCUCUUAAAUUUAUGAGAAGUACGUUGUAAGGGACCACAUUUGUUUGAAUUUUACCUUCAGCUGGCCCCACAGCCUGCCUGAGGUCAGAAAGUUUUCCAUGAACCAUUUUUGAUCUUGAAUUGACAAGCUUGGAAGCAGGUGAGUGGACUAGACCAUUCUCCUGAACCUUGAAGUUGACUGACCAUAUUAGCCUAGUAUUGCUGUGUUGGUGUGUUAGGGAACCCUUUUACUGCACAUGAAGAUUUGCUGUGACAUUUUGACUAUAUUUUGUGGGCUUCUGGGAACUGUGCUGUUUUCCUUUGUGAAGUACCUUGAUCCUACUCAGUUGAAGCAGAGUUGAAGUGGCUAAUGCAAGGAAUGCACUAAUGGGGGCUUUUACCUAUCUGCCUUUCUUUAGCAAUGUGGGUGGCUUCCAGCAUCUAUGUUAUAGAUAUAUGAGGUCAGGGAAGGAUACUUACCAACCUCUUGAAGAGAUGGGCUUUUUGUUAAAUAUUUAUUGAAUUAUGAUAGAGGCAGAUAUAGAAAACCAGUUCACAACUUGGCCUUUCUAUGCCUCUUCUCCUGGAAGUAAAAUUAUUCUCACUGUGAGAGAGAGGGCAUUGGACCAAAGCUUCCUGAGGACUUGAAUACAUUUUAUUCACUCUUUUAUACCAAUCAGUCACUAAUGUGGUACCUGAAUACAGAUGAAAAGCUUUAGGAGGCCUUAGGUAGGGUAGGACUCAGAAUCGUUCCCCUCUCUCAAGCCAAAAAGCAUUUCUGGGGGACACACAGAACAUCAGGGAAUUGUUAACAGUAGAUAAGAUUUAUCUAGAUGGGGACAUUGGGAAAACUGUCACAGGUACGUAUUUACUUAUCACCUAUCACCAAAGACUGUUACAUUUAAGACACCAUUUACUGGUUUGAUUGAUGCCCACAGAAGCUCUGAGAGAGUUAUUAGGAGCUUAGCUUUGGCAGUGGAAACACACACUGGGUUUGAACUCUGGUCCUGUAUAUUGGGGAUGUGUGUGUGUGUGUGUGUCUGUCAGUUCAGAAGUGUUCUGUGUUAUCAGUUGGCCUUAUGAGGAUGAAGACAUCACUAACAAAUGGAAGUAUAAAUCUUGGUGGGAACCAGGUACCCCCUUUUAAAAUUUGAAUAUCUUUGGUCCUGGGUCCACUGUAAGUAACCAUGUGUCAUAGUCAUGGUGCUGGCUCAGAAACUCUGUAGGGCAGAGUUCCUCCUGCAAAACCAAAAAGAAAUCAAUCACUUUCAUGCAAUUAUAAUUCCUCCUUGAAUUUAUUUACAAUGUUUGCUAGUGAAUUUUAAUGAUUCCCACCUGUUAUGUGAGAAUGUGUGUACUUUGGAAAUUUGAAUUUAUCCAAAUAAGCCACCUACGGACUUGGAGUUUUGGCAGAAGACUUCUAAACUCAAAGCCCAGUCCAAAUGGAUCAGGUCCCAAGCUUGCUCACUUGGAGUUUCCUCUGUACUCGUUCCAGACCGCAUAGGUAGCCUUGUUUCUGAGGGCAGCCUUAGGGGUAAAGGUAUAGAAGGUAGUAGGUAGUAAAUGCACUGGAGAUUGAUUUUUUCUUGGUUCUGGUGUUUCAGAAGUCUUAGAUUUUCACAAGAACCAGCAAAAUCAGGAGUGGGAGUUGGGGGAAUGGAGUAGUCCUAAAAGUCCCUCCCCUUAGAUCUUUUCUGACUUAACACGCUGUUUGGGUCUGUCCUAGUACUAUGGCCUAUCACAAAGGACUGUUUUAAAAGAGAAACAAGCCACAGCCUUGCUGGACAAGUCUUCAACACUGGCAGUAGAGUGCGGACCCUGAGCCAUGGGAGGCAAGGGUUUCCAACUAUUUCUGGAGGCAAGGAUGAUCCUGACCAGUGAAAUGAUGCUGAUGGGGGUGCCUGUUGUCAGGAUGUGUGGAAACUCAGUCCUAAGGGUUUCUACAUGGUUUAGUCAAUCUGACUACAUGCCUAGCUUGGCAGAAUGGAGGUGGGCAAGUAGUGUUGACAGGAUGAGGGUAGGCUUUUGGGGCAAAGCAAAUGAUUGAGGGCAGUUACAAAGUUUAGACAAAGUUAAAACUGGGCAAUUCCUUAGCUCCUUUUGCAAGACGUCUCUAGGGAAGUGUAGUUUGAAUAUUUCUCGAGAUUUUAAAGUGCUCAUUUCUUUUCCUCUUCCUUUCUUCCUGUUUUUGGUUGAAUAUUCUGUAAAGACAAUCAGAGGCCUGCCAGGGCAGGAUUUCUGGCUGGUUCCAGCACUGUCCUUAGGGCUCUUUCUAAUACAAACUCAUUGGAAUUGAUGCACUUUGUUUAAUGUAUGUUAUCCUUUUUUUUUUUUUUAAGCUGCUUGUUUGGAACAAAAUGAAAUGCGUAUUGCAUUGUAUCCUUCCUGCUUGAUGUUUUUCUCUUAAUUUUAAAAGUUAUGGAUUGAGGAUAAAGUAUACUUAAGGAGAAAUAUGCACAAGAAUACCUAUUAAAUAACUCCCAUCAAGUUUGAUGGUAUAACUUCAAGGGAUUAAAAAUUAACUAUUUUGGAUGAA
Messenger RNA from Diceros bicornis minor, 8534 nucleotides. RefSeq names its product Scm like with four mbt domains 1 (gene SFMBT1). The record is from RefSeq and is a predicted model, not a curated record. Gene Ontology annotation, cellular component: nucleus. Gene Ontology annotation, molecular function: transcription corepressor activity; histone binding. Gene Ontology annotation, biological process: regulation of DNA-templated transcription. The transcript has 23 exons. Lineage: Eukaryota; Metazoa; Chordata; Mammalia; Perissodactyla; Rhinocerotidae. The coding region runs from base 520 to 3120 and encodes 866 amino acids.